AUUUUAUUUUGCUGCUAAAUAAUAAUUUUUUCUUGUCAUAAAUAAAUUUGUCAGUUAGUUAUGAUAAAAUUGAAUAUUCGGGAAAAAUAAAUCUUAAAUAUAAAAAAAACAAAAAUACAAACAUAUUUCAUUCUACUACUUUAUUUUUGGAGCAAUAUAGUUAAAUUAAAUUAACCAAUAAAUAUGAAAGUAAAAGAGUUGCAAAAAACAGUGAAUGUGGCUUGGUCCCCUGAUGACCUGUAUCCAAUUUAUUUGGCCACUGGCUCAGCGGCACAACAACUUGAUUCCAAUGGAAACUCAGUGCUGGAAAUUUAUGGUACUAAUCUCAAUGAGCCUGGCUAUGAUCUAGAACUUAAGGCUAGUUUACCAAGUCAAUAUCGGUUUCAAAAAAUAAUUUGGUCUCCAACUGGCCAUGACGGUGAUCACCCUAAUGGUCUUAUCGUGGGUGGAUGUGAAAAAGGAAAUAUAAUGGUGUACAGUGCUUCGAAAAUGCUUGAAAAGAAAGAAGGUUUAAUUGCUCGACAAGACAGCCAUUCUGGGCCAGUUCGUGGUCUUGAUUUUAAUCCAUUUCAAACCAAUUUGUUGGCAUCAGUUGCCUCGGAAUCUGAAAUCUUUGUUUGGGACUUAAACAACACUGCCACCCAUAUGACGCCUGGAACAAAAACGCAACCACUUGAAGACGUACAAAAUGUUGCAUGGAAUCGACAAGUCCAACAUAUCCUGGCUUCCGUUUUUAGUUCCCGUUGUGUCAUAUGGGACUUAAGGAAGAAUGAACAAAUUAUAAAACUAUCCGAUACCCAGUCUCGGGUAAGAUGGCAUGCUGUGCAAUGGCAUCCCGAUGUUGCCACACAGAUUUGGCUAGCAUCAGAAGAAGAUCAAGCCCCUGUAGUUCAAAUGUGGGACCUCCGCUAUGCUACAGCGCCAGCCAAAACAAUACAAAUCCAUCAGAGAGGUGUUUUGGGUAUGUCUUGGUGCUCGAAAGACUCUGAUAUGGUGGUCUCAUGUGGCAAGGAUAAUAGAAUUUUUUGUUGGAAUCCUAACACCAAUCUCCCGGAAGGAGAGAUUUUAUCCGAAGUAGCUGUGACGCCUCAAUGGUAUUCAGAUGUACAAUGGUGCCCCAGAAAUCCAGCAUUGAUAGCAAGUUCAAGCUUAGAUGGAAACGUAUCCAUUUACUCUCUUUUUGGGGGAACACAGCAGCAAGUUCAGACAUCAAACAAAAUUGCUGAUUCAUUUCCUGGCAUGGAUCAGUUAGAUCAAGUACCAAUGCCCCAGCCUAGUCAUCAGAUUACAUUUUCGGAUCCUUCAAAGCCACCUAAAUGGAUGAAAAAACAAAGUGGCGUUAAAUUUGCGUUUGGAGGAAAACUACUUUCUUUUAACUCUCAAUCAAAAUCAGUGCAAAUACAGCAAAUAGUUUCUGAUCAAAAUAUUGUAGAACGAGCAAGAAAUCUUGAAAAUGCUUUAGCUGAUAGAAAUUUUAUUGAGUUUUGUCGCACUAAAGCAGAUGAAGUUAACGACCAGGACAGCCGUUAUUUGUGGUACUUCCUGAAGGCAAAUUUUGAAAUAGAACCUAAAGAAGAGAUUCUUAAUUUAUUAGGUUACAAUACAGAAGACAUUAGCAAUAAAUUUUCCAAAUACUUAAAAAAUGAAAAUAUAAAAGAUAACAUCGACCUCAUAACAAAUCAAAUUGGUGUUCUCAAUCAAGAAACUGGAAUUCAUGAUCAUUAUUCAGAUUCUGAAAAUAAUAAAAAUAAGGACAAAAUUGAGAAAACCACUGAACCAAAAGAUGAUUUAGACGGAUUGAUUUCUGAAGCAAUUAUUACUGGCAAUAUUGAAGCUGCAGUUGAACUUUGCUUUGAUACAUGUCGGCCAGCCGAUGCUCUUGUUAUUGCUUCUACAUUAAGCAUUGAUUUUUUGACUAAAACACAAGAAAGAUUUUUGAAGAAACGUGAAGGGGAUUUAUCAAAAGUUAUAUCAGCUUUAAUAUCAAGAGAUUGGAUGGACUUUGUGUCUCAUUGCUCUAUAGAUUCCUGGAAAAAAGCCCUCGUUGCUGUACUUAAGCAUGGCGACCGUAAAGUGGUUAAUAUAUGCGAAAAAUUGGGAGACCGUUUGCUUGCUGAUAACUCUCAAGUCGAGUAUACAAAAAGUGCUUUACUAUGCUAUAUCUGUGCGUGCAAUGUAGAUAAAGUUAUAGAUGCAUGGCAUCAGUUGAAACGCUUAGAAGAGAAAAAUGCUGAAUAUGAGCUGAAUGUUACUGAAUUGCAAGAACUUGCGGAAAUAGUAAUGAUAUUAAGUAAAUCCCUUGAACAACAAGGAAUUGUUGUUGAACCAGAGGGAAAAUUUGCUGAGUUAACAUUCGAAUACGGGUCGCUCCUAGCAGCACAGGGUGCUAUAAGCAUAGCAGUGGCAUACGUUUUUGCAGUAGGACCAUCAACUCAUCCGCAAUUAAAUGAUUUGCGAGAUCGUUUGAAUAAAAUUAUUAACCAGAAAUCAAAUACAGAAAUUUUGAGUGGACCCCAUUCUUUUAGUGACAAGCAAGCAAAUAUCGCGUCUCACCCACAAGGAUAUCUUCCAAAUAAUAUAUCUCCGCCUGAUCAAAUGCAAACUGGAUAUAAUUCCGGAUUAUCUGCUGUAAAUCAAUGGAAUCUUCCUCCACCCGUUGGACAGUUGGCUGGCCAAUCUUCUCACCCUGUAAAGAUGUUCAAUCCGCAGGUACAAAACUCACAUAAUCUCAACCAAUUGUUACCACAAACAGUAGCAAAACCACCAUCUGCAGCACAAAUUAACGAAAGCCUUAUGCAUCCACCAAGACCGUCUAGCGUGAGCUCUCAGGGAUCCACUUCAUUGACAUCCCGUCCAAAAUAUAUCUUAGACCCAUCUGUAUCAAGUGGCCCCCAAUACGGUUCCUCAAAUUAUAGUGGGAGCUAUAAUCAAAUACCAGGAUUAUCUCAAACUAAUUUCAAUAAUAUGCCAAUUCCACAAAAUCCUACAGCUUAUAAUUCCACUCCUUCCCAAGUACAUGCAAUGCAUAACAAUUAUAUGCAAAUGAAUUCCAUGCAAACUCCACAAAGUAAUUAUUUGCCUGGAAUUGCUGCGAUGGAACCAGUGUCUUCGAUACAACAACAAAAUCCAAUUCAGAGAAAUCCAACUCCACCUCCUGGUUGGAAUGACCCACCAGCCCUGAAAUCUAAUAAGCAACAGAUUAAAAAAAUGGAACCCUCAGGAUCAGCAAUAACACACCCUUUGUUCGGUAUUGAUCCCAAUCAAAAUGGCUAUUUAGACCCUAAUGCAUUCUAUCAAAAUCAAGUAAUGCCACCUCAAGCAAGUAUUAAUCAACUCUCGCCACAAAUGCCCUACAAUGUGAUACAGCAAAAUAAUAACCUUCAGCCAACUCAUUCGAAUUUUCCAACAACACCAGCUGCUAAUCUUACCAUGUAUCAACAACAUACGGGUUAUCAAGAACUACCAGCUCCAGUUCAACAACGUGUGUUAGAAACACCUUUGGAGAAGCCUACUUUACCAGAAGAAUUCAUAUACAUGCAAACGCUUUUUGAGGAGUUAAAAACUCAGUGCCUUGCGGAGGCUUCGGACCCGCGAACGAAAAGGAAGUUUGUAGAUGUUACAAAACGUUUAGAAACCCUUUAUGACUGCUUAAGGGAUGGAAGACUUACUACUAAUACAAUAGAAGCCUUGAAUCAAAUUGUACAGUAUAUUCAAAUUGGUGAUUAUGGUAACGCCUUAGCAACUCAUACUUCAAUAGCUUUUGGAACUGAUUUUGCGCAGACAGCUGGAUUUAUGCCAGGCAUCAAAGUUUUAAUACAAUCAGCAGCUGACUUAAAAGUGUUUUUAAGAUAAGAAAACCGUAGCUUAAAGUAAGUUGGCAAAAGUUUUUAGGAAUACAAAAAAUGCUAAUAACGAAAGGGUGAUGUGCCAGAAUAAAGGAACAAAAAAAAAUUAAUAUGGUAUGAUAUUAUGCAUUAAAAAUAAAUUAAUUAUGUUUGUAAAGUCCUUAACUCCACAAACGAUUGAAA
Molecule: messenger RNA, 4028 nt
Organism: Episyrphus balteatus (marmalade hoverfly)
Lineage: Eukaryota; Metazoa; Arthropoda; Insecta; Diptera; Syrphidae
Gene: Sec31
Product: protein transport protein Sec31A
Exons: 10
Coding region: 184-3852 (1222 amino acids)
Biological process (GO): intracellular protein transport; endoplasmic reticulum to Golgi vesicle-mediated transport; COPII-coated vesicle cargo loading
Cellular component (GO): COPII vesicle coat; endoplasmic reticulum exit site
Molecular function (GO): protein binding; structural molecule activity
Source: RefSeq, a predicted model, not a curated record